Prunus persica (peach) is the source of this 387-nucleotide messenger RNA. RefSeq names its product basic blue protein. The record is from RefSeq and is a predicted model, not a curated record. Bases 1 to 387 code for a protein of 128 amino acids. Gene Ontology annotation, cellular component: plasma membrane. NCBI's taxonomy places the organism in Eukaryota, Viridiplantae, Streptophyta, Magnoliopsida, Rosales, Rosaceae. Gene Ontology annotation, molecular function: electron transfer activity. The transcript is spliced from 2 exons.
AUGUCUCACCAGGGAAGAUGCAGUGCAACUAAAACAGAAAAACCUGCCACUAUUUUUCUCUUUCUCUUCCUCAUCAUUGUGUCUGCUCAAAAAACUACUACGUUCACAGUUGGUGGCAAUUCCGGUUGGACUUUUAACGUUGAAAACUGGACAGAUGGAAAGAAGUUCAAGGCGGGAGAUAUACUUGUUUUCAACUAUGAUCCAUCCUCCCACGAUGUGGCAGUUGUUGAUGCCAAUGAAUUUACUAGUUGCAGCGCUUCUUCAAACUCUAAGACAUUCAGCACCGGCAAAGAUCGAGUCAAAUUAUCGAAGGGACUCAACUAUUUCAUCUGCACUGUUCCCGGCCACUGCAAUGGGGGAGUGAAGAUUUCAGUUAAUGCUUCCUAA